Molecule: messenger RNA, 789 nt
Organism: Lodderomyces orthopsilosis Co 90-125
Lineage: Eukaryota; Fungi; Ascomycota; Pichiomycetes; Serinales; Debaryomycetaceae
Product: E2 ubiquitin-conjugating protein
Exons: 1
Coding region: 1-789 (262 amino acids)
Source: RefSeq, a predicted model, not a curated record
AUGGCAUCAAGACAAUCACAAAGACGAUUAACUAAAGAAUAUAAAGCUAUUCAACUAACGCCACCACCUUACAUCACCGCCAAACCCAACGAUGAAAACAUUUUGGAAUGGCACUACAUCAUCACUGGACCACCAAAUACACCAUUUGAACAUGGUCAAUACCAUGGAUUAUUGAGAUUCCCUCAAGAGUAUCCUUUUAAACCACCUUCGAUAUCAAUGAUUACACCUAAUGGACGUUUUUCAUGUAAUACAAGAUUAUGUUUAUCAAUGAGUGAUUAUCAUCCUGAUACUUGGAACCCAGCAUGGAGUGUAGCGACAAUUUUAACUGGGUUACUUAGUUUUAUGACUGGUGAAGAGUCUACAACGGGGUCCAUUACAACAUCAGAGAAUGUGAAGCGGAAGUUGGCUCGUGAUAGUAAAAAGUGGAACGUUAGAGAGAAUCCACGGUUUGUUAAACAGUUUCCAGAUGUGGUUAAACAGAAUAAACAAGAGAUCGCACGUGCUGAGGAAGAAGAGGCAGAAAAGCAGAAACAGUUAGCAAAUGGUGGCAAUGCUAGUUCGGUUGUUGAAAAGGCUAUUGAUUUGUCUCAGUUGGAUAAGUUGGAUCCCGAAGAUAGAGCAAGGUUGUUGAUUGAACAUGAAAGAAACUUGUCUGUUGUUAACAAGGGCGCCAAUGGUGGUGGUGCAGGAGGAGCAGGUGGUGGUAGUCUUGGUAGUUUGACUGCUUUGGUGGGUAUAUUGGUUGCUGCUUUUCUUGCUGCUUACUUUGGUAUUAUGAAGACGGGCUGA